AUGGAUGAGUACGAGAAGAAGAUCUACGGGAUAUUGAAGCUGGAGUUUGAGCCCAAGCUGCUCCUGGUGAAGGAUGUUUCUGGUGGUUGUGGUUCGAUGUUUGCCAUCGUUGUCGAGAGCGAGAGAUUCAAGGGAAUUCCUAUGAUCAAGCAGCACAGAUUGGUCAAUGAGACUUUGAAGGAUGAGAUAGCCCAAUGGCACGGAUUACAGUUGAAGACAAAGUCUGUGUAA
Molecule: messenger RNA, 231 nt
Organism: Scheffersomyces stipitis CBS 6054
Lineage: Eukaryota; Fungi; Ascomycota; Pichiomycetes; Serinales; Debaryomycetaceae
Exons: 1
Coding region: 1-231 (76 amino acids)
Source: RefSeq, a predicted model, not a curated record